AUUGUAAAAGAUCCGACUCAUAUGAAUGAUUCUUUCACGAAUCUCAACGGUAACAGGAGGCAUCCGCGGCUGUGUUAGUAGAAAGGGAACAUCUUCAUCGGGGAUUUUUCUUUUUCUUUGAGGGCUCAAGAUAAAGCUAGCGACACCCUUCAAAUCAUUUAGAAGAAAGAAGCCUGAAUAAUUAGAAGCCGGAUCUAGAUCAUUAUUCAAGGACUGAUGCGGUCAUGGCAAGUCUCGGUGUCAGCUUUAUCCGAUACUCGCCGGCAACAUCUGCAGGAUAUAAAGUGAAAGAUAAACUAUAAUCGAGUAAGUUUAUCUGAUCACGGUAGAUUUAAUCUUUGCGCAUGCGAGAUAACAGUUCUGCGCUCUGGAUAUGCCGAUAUAUGAACUGAGAUAGCGAUAGGCUGAAUGUGUGUUCAAGACAAUGUGAUUUUGGCUUUCCAUAGACAUUUUCCUGUGACUUUAUCAUCGGCAACUCUAAGACGGGGACUCAUUUGUAACAUUUGUUUUGUGCAGUGUUUUAAACGGCGUAUUAAAGAACGCAUAUCUUCAUCUCUCAUCAGCUGACCACCUCUGAAUUCAUUGCAUUAGAAGAGCUACACUGGAGUUUUCCUUCAUUUGCACAAACAGAAGCUUUUGUUGGGAUCCAGACAUUUACUAGUGUGUUAAAGGAGCCUAAAAGGAUCGUGGUUAAAGAGUAACGGGAUCUUGGAGAUGUCAGGCCGGCCUAGGACCACCUCAUUUGCAGAGAGCUGCAAGCCAGUGCCGCAGCCUUCAGCCUUUGGCAACAUGAAAGUCAGCAGAGAUAAAGAUGGCAGUAAAGUCACAACGGUGGCCGCGACCCCUGGUCAGGGUCCCGACAGACCUCAGGAGGUCAGCUACACGGACACAAAGGUCAUCGGGAACGGCUCGUUUGGGGUCGUGUAUCAAGCAAAGCUUUGCGACACCAGUGAGCUGGUGGCCAUAAAGAAGGUGCUGCAGGAUAAAAGGUUUAAGAAUCGUGAGUUACAGAUCAUGAGGAAGUUGGAUCACUGUAACAUCGUACGUCUGCGGUACUUCUUCUACUCCAGCGGAGACAAAAAGGAUGAGGUGUAUCUGAAUUUGGUGAUGGACUAUGUGCCUGAAAACGUGUACCGAGUGGCCAGACACUACAGCAGAGCCAAGCAGAAUCUUCCAAUGGUCUACGUGAAGCUAUAUAUGUACCAGCUGUUCCGCAGCUUGGCGUACAUCCACUCAUAUGGGAUCUGCCAUCGAGACAUCAAGCCGCAGAACCUCCUGCUCGACCCAGAGACAGCCGUACUCAAACUCUGUGACUUCGGAAGUGCAAAGCAGCUGGUGCGUGGUGAGCCUAAUGUUUCCUACAUCUGCUCGCGGUACUACAGAGCCCCUGAGCUCAUUUUCGGAGCCACAGACUACACUUCCAGCAUAGACAUUUGGUCGGCUGGUUGCGUACUGGCCGAGCUGCUUCUUGGACAGCCGAUUUUUCCCGGUGACAGCGGUGUCGAUCAGCUCGUUGAGAUUAUCAAGGUGCUGGGAACUCCAACACGAGAGCAGAUCCGAGAGAUGAACCCAAAUUACACUGAAUUCAAGUUUCCACAGAUAAAGGCGCACCCUUGGACUAAGGUUUUCCGGCCUCGGACCCCUCCGGAGGCAAUAGCCUUGUGUUCCCGAUUGUUGGAGUACACGCCUACAGCCCGAUUCACUCCUCUUGAGGCCUGCGCUCACACUUUCUUCGACGAGCUCCGUGAGCCCAUCCUCAAGCUCCCGAAUGGACGAGAGCGACCCGUGUUGUUUAAUUUCACCACACAGGAGUUGUCCAGUAACCCCUCGCUAGCCACCGUACUCAUCCCUGCACAUGCUCAGAACCUGGUGGAUAACUCCGCCCAGUCUGCCACGGCUGCAACAGGUGCCAUCAGUGGACCGAACGCCAACGCUGCCUCUGCCGCCCCCAAUCCUACAACUUGAACCCCGUCCACCAGUCAAUGGGCCAACGCUGCUGCUUAUUAGCCACGCCCAGUCCCGGGAAUCAAGGGCGUGGCUAAAACGAAACGAAAAGCUCAUGGUAUGAUGGAUGCGCCAACCAAACCUUCCCCAGCCAUCGUCUUUAUUUUUAGUAUCAGUGUUUUAAUUUAUUCGCUCUGAAGGACAAAACGAGGGCUCAAAAACACGCCUCAGGACUGUCUGCGGUCAGGUUUGAAAAUGAUUUCUCUCUCUCUAUAUAUAGAUAUUCACACACUAUUAUAAACAGUUACACUACAAAUGUGUUUCCACAUGCCUACUUGGACUUUUUUUAAAGGGGAAUCUGUAUGCUGUAGCCACGGCUUCUUUUAUAAUCGUCAGCUCACAGGUGGUUUCUGAUUGGCCCAAUACGACCAAGCCACGGACAGAUUUCCAGGGCUUGUGUACAUUCUGUAGACUAUAUAUGCUAAUGACCUUUGCCUUUUCCCUCAGUAUUGGGCGGAUAUAUGUUGUGUGCUUACGCUGUUUGCUGCUGUGUAACUCUUUCUUUUCGACCACUUUAGAAGGAGUGACACUAUCCAUUUGUUUUCCUGCUCGUCUUCCUCCUUCCUGUUGUAUAGAGCUUUACUGAACUCUACACACACAUAAUAUCGGAUCAUUUUCUGUGAGCGAGAGUGUAUGUGAGUGCAUGUUAUGUGUCUUAUGUCUAUAAAUACUGUAUGCUCAUUCUUGAACUGUUAGUGAGCUACUGUAAAAGAAACAAGCACGAAUCUGAUAAUCAGGACCUUAACAUUGAACAUGUGAACGGGUUUCUGUCGAGAGAAAAAUGCCGUGGUUUGGCUCUCCAAAUCGUCUCUUCUGUCAGUUGUGUUAGAAUUUAGCGGGAAUGAGUGGCUGGGAACAGUAUGAAAUUUUUAACCGUCUGGACUGCUCCAUCGGGACAUCGACACUAAUGAUAAGAUCUCUACAGAACCUUUGCUUCCACUUCUUGUUGUUUUUCUUCCUCACGUCCUCUUUAGCGUCCCCUAGUGUUAGUGGAAGUGUACAACUGAGGCUGUUGUGUUUUGUUCAUCUAAAUAUAGUCACUCCAGUCUGUUUAUUUACCUCCCGAAAAAAGUGCUGUUGAAAGAAUGAAAUGAUGUUCACCCAAAUAUGAAAAUCAUCCAUCUUUUACUCGCUCUCAUAUGGAAGCCCAUUUCCGCCACAUAAGAAAAAACGCAUGCUGCAUUAUGACACAAAAAUCAAAUUUAUAAGAUUAAAAUUAAUAUACGAUAUCAAAAAGUCAAAAUUAUAAUCUAUAAAGUCAGUUUCGACUUUAUCACAAUCUUAAUUUAUGCAGUAUGUCGUAAUUUAGACUUUGACUUAAUAAAUAUGACUUGGCUUGUAAUAGCUUCGUCAUAAUUAUGAUUUACAAAAGCGGAAAUGGACUUUCAAAGUUUCAAACCUAAAUUAUAUUCUUCCUUCCAUCGACCCCUGAGGAAAUGUUACGUUCACAAUCACGCUGAUCUUUUCUAUUCAAAUGAAAUAUGAUGGUGACCAAGAGUCGUCAAGCUACAAAAUGGGUAUCAUAACAAUAAUCCAUAUGACUUCUGAAGACUUCUGAAAUCGUACAGUUGCUUUUUGAGGACAUUUUUAAGUGGUUAAUAAUUCCGUUCUGCCAUAUAUCUCAAGUAUUUUGUUCAAUCUGAAUAUGCACACAUGUGAUUUUGUAAUUUUUGAAGCUUGAAAGAUCCUGAUCUCCAUUCACUUUCAUUGUAUGGACAUGAUUCAGCUUAUCACAAAAAAAAAUUUAUGGAGGUGAGUAAAUGAUGACAUUUUAGUUUUUGGGUGAACUAUCCCUUAAACUGACUAAGUACUUCCUGUAAACUUUUGUUGUUCUUUUGAACUGGUUUUUAAUUGCCAACUAUUAGAAAAAUGUGAUAUUAUACAAGGUGCUUCAUUUACUCAUGUAUUAAAAACAAUCAUGUUUAAAUGUAUGCUUGGCAAAGGGAAAUUGAAUUGAAUUUCAUCUGCUGAGCUCUUGUUCAGGUCAGAUCUUUAUCACAGCAGGGAAAAUAGACAAUUUUCCCCUUUUUAAACUUUUAGUUCAAAGUUUCUGAAAGACUUUCUUAAUCAUGCAGGAAUUUCCUGUAUGUUCUUUUAAUUUUGAGGGAAACUUACAUGUGCAGUUUUUUUUUUUUUGUCCACACUUUUUUAUGAUUAUGAAUGAUAUUUGGGAGUAUAGUGUCAUGUGUCUAGUAUUAACUAAUGAUUUGCAAUAAUAUAUUUUUGAGUUGUGUUUGGGAUCUUGUGAGAUACUUUCAGCAGCACUUAGAGAUUGAUGUCAUGUAGCACUACGGCCUUUUUCAAACGUUCAUAAGCUUUAUUUGAAUAUGUUUUAUGUACAUCCUUGCAUAUUUAUCUAUUGCUGUUAGCAGUCACGUUGCUUCAAGGAUUUCCUCAGCAUGUAAAGAAACACCUUCCUCGGUGACUCAUACUUGAGACGAAUAUGAGAUGAAAGGGAAAAGGGAGAAAUAACAAAUGUGAACUGUUUGUAGCCAUUAGAGUCAAUCAACAGCCACCGAACACGUGAAACAGCUUUUGUUUUGGGUUUUGUUUUUGUUCUGUCUUGUUUUGUUUGGUUCUGUUUUAUUUGGGGGAGGGGUUUUGU
Molecule: messenger RNA, 4609 nt
Organism: Pimephales promelas (fathead minnow)
Lineage: Eukaryota; Metazoa; Chordata; Actinopteri; Cypriniformes; Leuciscidae
Gene: gsk3bb
Product: glycogen synthase kinase 3 beta, genome duplicate b
Biological process (GO): peptidyl-threonine phosphorylation; regulation of microtubule cytoskeleton organization; insulin receptor signaling pathway
Cellular component (GO): cytosol; cytoplasm; beta-catenin destruction complex
Molecular function (GO): beta-catenin binding; tau-protein kinase activity; ATP binding
Source: RefSeq, a predicted model, not a curated record